AUGGCUGCGUUGAUAGAAUCAUGGUUCUUCUACCAAAGUAACUCAGAACACUACCCCGGCGUGGUUGCUCUCAGCAUGAGGCUACUUACUGCAUUGACAGCUUUCAUUGCGGCUCUUGGUGUCUCUGCCCAGCAACCUGCUGUGGAGUGCGUCCAAGAAGGCCAGGCCCUCAUCGUCACGCGGGACUGCAUCGAUCCCGAAUAUGCUUCUCCAACCUUCACGAACCAAGCCAAUGAAACUCAACCUGUCCCCCACGAACGCAUCUCUGGCUACUUCAACGGCACAGCGGUAAAUUUCACGAUCUACCUUACUCCCAAGUCACAAUGGAAAGGCCGCUUCUUCCAGCUCGUGUACCCAUCUCAAAACGCUAGUGCUCCCGACUACGCCAUCUCAUUUGGCGUGGAAAGUGGUGGGUUCACGGUUCAGACAUCCGGCUCAAUUGGAUAUCGCGCAGAUGCAGCGACAGCGAAGCUAGCUCGUGGCAUUGCUCAGGACUACUACAAUGUUUCUGCUGACGAGGUAUAUGGCUAUGUUUAUGGUGGCAGUGGUGGGUCUCUUGAAGUUGUUGGCGCCGCUGAAAAGACAUUUGGAGUAUGGGAUGGGUGUCUUGUUCUUAUUCAAGCGACACCGAUUUCAAUUCCCUACAACUGGGGUAUGCGAGCUUUUGGAGGCCUGAUAUUUGGCAAUAAGUCCGCACAGAUUAUUGAUGCGGUUCAGCCUGGCAGCAAUGUCGACCUCACGUCCGUCUUCGACAAUCUCGAGCAAGCUGUGCUUGAAGAAGUAACAGCUCUUGGUGUACCGCUGAAAGGAUGGGAGGAUUGGGAUGCCAUUGUUGGGAAUCGAACUCAGCUCUUCCAGACGAUGAAGGAUAUCACGAUUCCCAUGAUUCAAGACAUGGAUCCUACUUAUGCAGACGACUUCUGGACGAAAGACGGAUAUGCUGGCGCUGAGCAAUCUGCUUUGGGAAAAAGGUUUCGUACUGCUCUCGUCGAGUUCAACAGCACUAUUGCAAGCACGGCUGUAGGAGAUCAUGGCAUGACAACCGAGUUUGUCCUAGAGGACGUGCCAGAAAACAUUGCCGGUAGUGUUGGCCUAGGCUUUUCCAUCAUGGUCAACAAUACACUUCAGCCAUUCUCUGGCCAUCUGGAUUCCGACACCCGCACAGUCUACAUCUCAUCUCGCGGUGCCACAAAUGAGAAACUCCAGGCUCUCGUGCCAGGAGCCCGUGUUGUUGUCGACAAUAGAUGGUACCUCGCAGCACACACAUUCUACCGGCACCAAGUCCCACCAAAAGAGAGCGGGUUCUACGCCUUCGAUUACCUUCGAGACGACGCCGGCCAGCCCCUCUACCCGCAACGUAGCAUCUUGAUCGGACCGCUCAUCACUCAGUCAACCACGGGAGGUGCCACUCACACAGGCAACAUCACCAUGAAGGCAAUUGCUCUACAAAAUUUGCUCGACUUUGAUGCCUUUCCGUGGCAUGCGGACUGGUACUCCAAACAGGUGGCCAAAGCGAAAGGAGGCAUCGAAGAUCACUAUCGUCUCUACUUUGGCGAGAAUGCGGAUCAUGCCAUGUAUAGACUUGGUGCUCCAUUUACAAAGCGGCUCGUGGACUGGACUGGUUUAUACGAGCAACAUCUGCAAGAUUUGAGUGCUUGGGUCGAAUACGGUAUUGAGCCUCCGACGCCUACAAACUAUACUGUCGAGGAUGGGCAGGUCAGGAUACCGAGCGCUGCUUCCGAACGCAAGGGCAUUCAGCCGCUGGUUGAGCUUCUCGUGAAUGGGACGAAGCGUGCUGAGGUCAAAUCUGGAGGACGUAUCGAAUUCAAUGUGGAGGCCGAAGUUCCUACUGGUCUUGACCAAAUUGUCGCGCUCGAGUGGGAUGCGUAUGGAACUGGUGAAUAUGCCAAGAAGGACCUCGAAGUCAGCCAGGCGCUCAGUGUUCAGUUCUCGCAUGUUUACGAGGAGCCUGGGCUCUACUUUGCUGGUGUCCGCGUUGCAUCGCAUCGUGAGGGAAACACUAGGACUGACAUCGCUCUGGCAUGGAAUAUGGACCGUGUUAGAGUGAUCGUGAGCUGA
Messenger RNA from Cercospora beticola, 2079 nucleotides. RefSeq lists its product as uncharacterized. The record is from RefSeq and is a predicted model, not a curated record. Lineage: Eukaryota; Fungi; Ascomycota; Dothideomycetes; Mycosphaerellales; Mycosphaerellaceae.